GAUGGGUUUUCACCCGUUUGCGCUGUGACAUGGCGCUCUCAGUGAGAGAUGACGCGUUCCUGCAGAGGCUCCUCCAUUACAGUCCGGAACCCAGAUACGUCCAGGUCAACCUGCAGUUAUUUGGGAUGCCGGGGCACGGCAAAUCCUCUCUUAUUAACACGUGUCUGCGUAUUGUCCAUGGAGGGAGCUUUGAAAACACCGCCGGGUCUGGAAGGUCCAACCACCCCAUCACGAUGGACAGGAAGGACUACCGGCUGACGGCUAAAGUGCUGAUCACCGAUAACCGAGGGGUGAAUAAGAUGAGCCUGGAAGAGCAGGAGGAGAUCGCCGCUCAGAUGAGUCAGCUGCGCGGUCGGGAUAAGGUAGAAUGGGACCGAAGCCUCAGACAAAAAGUAAACCUGAUUCGUGAGCAAUUCCGCAAUCGCCCCAUGGAGAUCAUUGUCCCGGUGUUUGUAUACAGCGCAGAGAGUUUACUCACAGAUGAGCGAUAUGAGGAGAUGGAACCCUUCAUCCGAGGAGCUCACAACAUCACAGAUAUCUAUCCCAUUGUUGUCCUGACCAAGAUAAGAAGUCAUGCAAAUAUGGCGGCCAAGUGUUACAACAAGUUUAAGACUUUGGGAGCCGUCCACAUCUUCCAAGUAGAGAACUACACGGUGGAAGAACAUGAGCGUAACCCUGAGACACAGACGGAAGUGCUGAAAUUCCUGGACACCUGUCUUCAGGAGGUGGAUGAAAACAUCUCCAGGAGGGCAACUAUUGAUCCUCAGUACGUCUACGUGCAUCAGGCUAUGGAGCAGGUGCACAACAUGAUACAGAAACAAAAUGAAAAGAACGAGAUGAAGGUCCAGGUCCUAGAAGAGAAGUGUGAGAAGGGUGACGAGGAAAUAAGACGAAUGAAACAAAUAUGUGAUGAAAAAGAUCGAGAGCUACGAGAACUGCGCCAGUCGAGGAAGAAACCCAAGUGCAGGCUGCUGUGAGCGUUUCCCCUGACCCCCUGCUCUUCUCUUGUAUAUGUAUUCCUUGGUUAUUCUUUCUGACAUUCCCAUGUCAGUAGGGUGGGUCCCUACACAAUUUGAUGUGUCAGCGCUAAUUGGACAGAUAGUGUAGGGACUCAUCUCAUGGUCAUCAAUUUUUUCUUCAGUGCAAGAAAUAGUAAUUUCAUAUGAUGAGACCUUCUCCCGGAAGAGAGAUUGGGUUGACCUCUAGAAUCUCUAAGUGUGACCGGUCUUUUAAAUCCAUGGAAUGGGGGACAUCAACCCGGAAGAGUCCUGGAUGUGCAAUUAUUUUGGUAAGGAGCGCCCUUCAUGGGUGUCUGUGUUACAUGACAAAAAUAAAGUGGCUGAAGAUCAAGACUAAAUGUAAUGUCAUUUUUACAGAUUUCUCUAAUUUGUAUACAUCUUCACUAUGGAGGAAUAUCUUCUUUAUUCUCUUAUAUAAUUGAUAUACACAUGUAUAAUAUGGGCAGCUCGGUGGCUCAGUAGUUAGCAGUGGCUCAAUAAUUAGUGGUGGCUCAGUGGUUAGCACUGGUGCCUUGCAGCGCUGAGGUUCAAAUCUGACCAAGGACAACAUCUGCAUGGAGUUUGUAUGUUCUCCCCAUGUUUGUGUGGGUGUUCUCCUACACUCCAAAGACAUACAGUGAUCCCUCAAGAUACAGUGGCCUCCGGAUACAAUAUUUCCAGCAUACAAUGAUCUUUUCUGACCCAUCGUAAGUUGGAACCAGACUCAACAUACAAUGUCUCAGACUCUGAUCCAACCAAUCAAGGUCACUUCUCUGGUAAAGUAGUUGUAUUAGUUACUAGUUAGCGGCUAUUCCUGACUGUUAUGUGUAAGGACUUGUGUUAUCUGCCUAUUUUUCUUAAAUCUUCAUUUUCUCUUAUCUUGGAUGACAUUUUGGGUUUUUAGAACUGAUUUACUCAACAAUGGUCGUCCUGGAACCAAUUCAUAUUGUAACUUGAGGGACCGCUGUGCUGAUAGGGACCUUAGAUUUUGAGCCCCAUUGGGGACAGGUUGAUGCUAAUGCGCUGUGGAAUAUGUCAGCGCUAUAUAAGUGCAUAAAAUAAAUAAAUAAUGUACACUGAUGUGAAUAAACCGAAUAUCUAUGCUA
Molecule: messenger RNA, 2104 nt
Organism: Bufo gargarizans (Asiatic toad)
Lineage: Eukaryota; Metazoa; Chordata; Amphibia; Anura; Bufonidae
Exons: 4
Coding region: 30-977 (315 amino acids)
Source: RefSeq, a predicted model, not a curated record